Messenger RNA from Phymastichus coffea, 2192 nucleotides. RefSeq names its product eukaryotic translation initiation factor 2 subunit 3, Y-linked-like. Gene Ontology annotation, molecular function: tRNA binding; DNA binding; GTP binding. The transcript has 2 exons. Gene Ontology annotation, biological process: positive regulation of translational fidelity; formation of translation preinitiation complex. NCBI's taxonomy places the organism in Eukaryota, Metazoa, Arthropoda, Insecta, Hymenoptera, Eulophidae. Bases 104 to 1585 code for a protein of 493 amino acids. The record is from RefSeq and is a predicted model, not a curated record. Gene Ontology annotation, cellular component: eukaryotic translation initiation factor 2 complex; cytosol; nucleosome.
UAUACGGGGAUAGUAUAAAGCCGUAAAAACGAUCCCAAUCAGAAACUUGACGUAUUAUUACGUACUUCGUGCUCUUUGACUUACAUUUCGUGAUCUACUCAUCAUGUCUGGACGUGGAAAAGGUGGUGGUAAAGUUAAGGGAAAGUCAAAAACCCGAUCAACCAGGGCUGGACUUCAAUUUCCCGUUGGACGCAUCCAUCGUCUUCUUCGUAAGGGUAAUUAUGCUGAGCGUGUUGGUGCUGGUGCUCCAGUAUACUUGGCAGCUGUAAUGGAAUAUUUGGCUGCUGAAGUUUUGGAGUUGGCAGGUAAUGCCGCUCGCGAUAAUAAGAAAACCAGAAUUAUCCCACGUCAUCUCCAAUUGGCCAUCCGCAAUGACGAGGAAUUAAACAAACUGUUGUCUGGUGUCACCAUUGCUCAAGGAGGUGUUUUGCCCAACAUUCAGGCAGUCCUCUUACCAAAGAAGACCGAAAAGAGCUCUUCCGGUGGUUCCAGUAAAGAUGAUUCCUUCCAAUGCUUCAGAUCAAAUUGCACAGGGCGGUUUCAAUUGGUGCGACAUGUAUCCUUCGUUGAUUGCCCUGGCCACGAUAUUCUUAUGGCGACUAUGUUGAACGGAGCAGCUGUUAUGGAUGCUGCAUUAUUAUUAAUAGCUGGCAAUGAAUCGUGUCCACAGCCACAAACAUCUGAACAUUUAGCAGCUAUUGAAAUCAUGAAGCUGAAGCACAUUGUUAUAUUACAGAAUAAAAUAGAUUUGGUUAAAGAGGGACAAGCCAAGGAACAGUAUGAACAGAUUCUGAAAUUUGUUCAAGGUACUGUUGCUGAGGGAGCUCCUAUUAUCCCCAUUUCUGCACAACUGAAAUACAACAUUGAAGUCCUGUGUGAAUAUAUUGUUAAGAAGAUUCCAGUUCCCAUGCGAGAUUUUGAGUCAGAACCACGUUUGAUUGUUAUCAGAUCUUUUGAUGUUAACAAACCUGGAUGUGAAGUUGAUGAUUUGAAAGGUGGUGUUGCUGGUGGUAGUAUUCUCAAAGGUGUACUCAAAGUUGGAAUGGAAAUUGAGGUACGCCCAGGAGUUGUAUCCAAAGAUAGUGAAGGUCAAUUGACUUGUAAGCCCAUAUUUUCAAGAAUUGUAUCUUUAUUUGCUGAGCAAAAUGAACUACAAUUUGCUGUCCCGGGUGGAUUGAUUGGAGUUGGUACAAAAAUUGAACCAACAUUAUGUAGAGCAGAUCGUCUGGUUGGUCAGAUUUUGGGAGCUGUUGGUGCUUUGCCAAAAAUAUUUAUCGAAUUAGAAAUAUCGUACUAUCUCCUGAAGCGUCUAUUGGGAGUUAGAACUGAAGGAGACAAAAAAGGUGCCAAGGUACCUAAACUAUCGAGAAAUGAAGUACUUCUGGUGAAUAUUGGUUCACUAAGCACUGGAGGACGUGUUCUAGCAACAAAAGCUGAUCUUGCAAAAAUUAGUUUGACGAAUCCAGUUUGCACAGAGAUUGAUGAGAAAAUUGCACUCUCUAGAAGAGUUGAGAAACAUUGGCGUCUUAUCGGAUGGGGUCAGAUACGUGGUGGUGAAACAAUAGAACCAUCUUCAAGCAAUUAAUUAAACAUGCUAUAUGGACCGAAUAAUAUAAUAUGCACAGUUUAAUACGAAUAAGUCAUUAUGGAUAUUAUUAAUAAUUGUUUCUAUCUUCUAUUUAUAUUACCUAUCAAGUUAAACAAUUUUAAGAGAAUUUUGAUGAAACGAUAAAACAUUUUUUUCCGUUUUCAGACAUAUUUCUAUAUAUAUUACUCUUUUUUGGUUAUCAUAACUAAUUUUUAUUAUUUUUAUUUUCUGGUAAGCUAUCUACAUAUUGUAUAGUUUUUCUAUCAUAAUAUAUUUAAAUUAAAUCAUUUUUUGGAUUGUGUUGGUACUCUAAUACUUCAAUAGGUUUAAUCAGAAAGCAUUUUUUGUCAAUUAACAUCUGAUAAUAAUGAGUUAUAUUCUACAUUCUUCGAUUAUUAUGUUAAAUAAGUGCCUGUAACACAUAAAGUUGAAUAUCCAAUAGCAACAUUACUGCUCUAAGUUCAUUUAAAUUUUAUAUAAAUAAGUUAAAUUUUGAGCCAUAGGUAGACACCUAAUCAAUUGUUCUUGUAAUAAGUAAAUUUUGUAUAGAAAUAAAUAUCGGACGAUGAGAUACGUCAAUUCGAAUUUAUAUGCGAAAAAUUAU